Molecule: messenger RNA, 1565 nt
Organism: Kockovaella imperatae
Lineage: Eukaryota; Fungi; Basidiomycota; Tremellomycetes; Tremellales; Cuniculitremaceae
Exons: 2
Coding region: 263-1450 (395 amino acids)
Molecular function (GO): protein binding
Source: RefSeq, a predicted model, not a curated record
ACCUUGUGAGUCUCUCACGCGACUGAUCACCUGAUCAAAUCCCGAGGCCUCUAGCUUGUGUGUCUCGAUUCACUCGCUCUAAUCCAGACCACCAGCCUUGGCUGGCCAUUUUCCAAGACAUGUUUACAAGCUUUUGGAAGCGGACUUUUUGUGAUCCCAGAGGAACAAGGAAUUGGCUGACCUGACCAAUCCAUCCUACUCAUACUGACUCUUCCAAGGCGGCGGCGGCGUCUCCUUUCUCGGCCGAGGUCCCAAGCAUAUCAUGACGUCCAUCGCUAUACCCUCGGGAUUUGCUCAGCCUGCACCCUCUGCCAGUAUCUUCUCACCUAGAGUCGCUUCGCCUCCUCCGGGUCCCGGACCAGGAUCAAGGGCAAUACCAGCGCAUCAAGCCUUUCCAUCGUCAUCUUCGACCGUCGUCUCUGCAGCGUCUACAGCUCCUCCUAUCACUCAUCCAUUCCCGACGCUUGAGAGCCUCAAAGCGAGCUCUGGGAAUCUCGAACAUCAAAGUGAUGCUGAGAAGAUCGCCUGGGCGCAAGAUGUCUAUCGAGUGGUAGAGAGACAAACACGACCCGUUCACUUGUCUACAUCUAGCGAGACUCCUAAACCACGAAAGGUGUCUGGAUCAUUGACAGUACUUCUGAAUCUCGCUCUACCCAUCAUCAUCUCCUCAACGAGUCAUUCAGAUCGAGAAAUCUCUGCCUUGGCAUCUUAUCUCAAAGGCAUCUUCUCGUCCACGGGUUUGUGCCCAGACUACCUGCCCCGAGAUCCGAGACAAGCCUUCAAAGAGUUUGAGUCUGCCGCCCGAGGAGGAGAGACUCGAGGUUGGUUCAUGCUAGGGAGGGACUACGAAAGUGUCGGGGAUGAAGGGAGGGCUAGAGAUUGUUUGGAUCGGGGUGUCAAGAAGGGUGAUACAGAGUGUAACUAUCGAAUGGGAAUGGCUCACUUGCUCGGUCAACUUGGAUUUCCCCCCAACCCCUCUUUGGCGAUUCCGUAUUUGAUCCAAGCAGCGGAAGGCAGUACGGUUGAUGUACCUCACCCAGCCUACGUCUACGGUAUGCUCCUCGCGGGAGAUUUUGAGCUUCCCCCUUCCCUCCCACCGAUACCGGAGGAAUUACUUGGCCCUUCUGCCGACGUUCGAGGCAUGAUGGCGAGAGAGAAUAUUGACAAGGCUGCAUACUUGUGCCACCCACCUGCUCAGUACAAGUGUGGACUGUCUUACGAGCACGCGACCCUCGGAUGCCCAUACGACCCUCUGAUGUCGGUCCAAUGGUACUCGCUCGCUAGUCAGGGCGGGGAGGUUGAAGCUGACAUGGCGUUGAGCAAGUGGUUCUUGUGUGGAGCCGAAGGGAAUUUUGGCAAGAAUGAGGAUUUGGCGAGAACGUUUGCGGAGAAAGCAGCGAGGAGAGGUCAUCCAAAUGGUUGUUUCGCUAUGGGUUACUAUUUUGAGUAAGUGGGAUGGAUAACCGAGAGGCUCGCUGACUGGUUCCAAGGCUUGGUAUUGGCGGGAGAAAAGAUAUGGAUCAAGCUAGGAAAUGGUACACGAGGGUGAGCCGGCCAUGUGAUCG